This is a messenger RNA of Aspergillus pseudonomiae, 396 nucleotides long. RefSeq lists its product as uncharacterized. The transcript has a single exon. Gene Ontology annotation, biological process: regulation of gene expression. Bases 1 to 396 code for a protein of 131 amino acids. Gene Ontology annotation, cellular component: nucleus. Gene Ontology annotation, molecular function: protein binding. Lineage: Eukaryota; Fungi; Ascomycota; Eurotiomycetes; Eurotiales; Aspergillaceae. The record is from RefSeq and is a predicted model, not a curated record.
AUGCUUCUGGUCGAAGAGGUAGAUAUAACAGCAACAGAUGAUCAUGGAAUGGCCGCUCUUCAUUGGGCCGUCCAGAGUGGUAGGGCAGCCGCAGCUGCAGCAACAAUAGAACAACUACUUGACGCUGGAGCCGACGCUUUUGCACGUGGGAAUUGUGGAAGAGCUCCACAUAACUGGGCAUCCUUUCCACCCCUGUUUGAUGAACUUCUUCGUCGGGCAGAAGGUGCUGCCAUCGCUCCUAUACUUGCACGGGCUUACACAGAGGAGUUUACACCACUCCAUAUAGCUGCCCGAGAUGGCCAAGCAACGGAGAUAGGUGAUCUACUACUCAACGAGGGAAUCGAUCCUUCUCUCCCUGAUGGCACUGAUAUGACCGCACUUCCCUGGGCAGCGUGA